This is a messenger RNA of Tupaia belangeri chinensis (Chinese tree shrew), 3877 nucleotides long. Its product is annotated as zinc finger protein 709-like. Gene Ontology annotation, molecular function: RNA polymerase II cis-regulatory region sequence-specific DNA binding; DNA-binding transcription factor activity, RNA polymerase II-specific. The transcript has 4 exons. Lineage: Eukaryota; Metazoa; Chordata; Mammalia; Scandentia; Tupaiidae. The coding region runs from base 156 to 1955 and encodes 599 amino acids. Gene Ontology annotation, biological process: regulation of transcription by RNA polymerase II. The record is from RefSeq and is a predicted model, not a curated record.
AGCUUUUCUUGUCUCGCUGCGGCCCGGUUCGGUGUAGCGCCUCCGCUGUUUCCUAGGGUGCUGCGUGGACUGUGCCGCUGCUCUGUGGCUCUGUGUCGUCACACACCGCGGGAGGGAGACCUAGGAGGACGUGGGGACAUCCCGGAAGCCAGGAAAUGGACUCAGUGGCCUUUGAAGAUGUGGUUGUGAACUUCACCCAGGAUGAGUGGACUUUGCUAGAUACUUCACAGAAGAAACUCUACGGAGAUGUAAUAUGGGAAACUAUCGAGAAUCUGGACUUUACAGGGAGAAACUGGGAAGACGAGGAUAUUGAAGAGAAGUAUGAAAAUGCUAUAAAAGAUCUAAGAAAUCCUAUAUAUGAAGGGAAAGAAAUUAGUCCAUAUGGGGAAACCAUCAGUCAUGUCACAGACAACAAUGUGAAAGAGCAAACACCUCCUACAGUCAAAUCAUGUGAAACCAGUGCAUAUGGAGAAGGAUUCGUUGUUCCUUCAUCUCCUAGUGGGUAUAUGAGCUCUGACAUAGGGCAGAAGCCAUAUGAGUGUCUGGAAUAUGCAGAGAAGCCAUAUAAACAUACACAAUGGGGAAAACCUUUCAUCUUUCUCGUCACGGUCGGAAAACACAUAGAAACAGGAACUGAUGUUGAACCUUAUAAAUGUCACAUAUGUGGGAAGACCUUCGAUUAUCUCCACUUAUUUCAGGUACAUGAGAAAACCCACACCAUAGUGAAACCCUAUGAAUGUAAGAUAUGUGGUAAAGCCUUUUAUUGUUUUACUUCAAUUAAAAAUCAUGAAAAAUCUCAUGAUGGAGAUAAACUUUAUGGAUGUAAAGAAUGUGGAAAAGAGUUCACUUGUCUCACAGAUAUGCAAACACACAUGCUGUUGCAUCAUGGAUAUGAACGGUAUAAAUGUAAGGUGUGUGGGAAGGGCUUUGAUUUCCCCUGUUACUUGCAAAUGCAUGAAAGAACUCAUAGUAGGGAGAAACUCCAUCCCUGUAAGCAGUGCGGAAAAUCCUUCAUUUGUUCCAGUUAUCUCCGAAAACAUGAAAGAAAUCACAAUGCAGAGAAACUCUAUGAGUGUAAUGUGUGUGGGAAAGCUUUCAAGCAUUUAUAUUCCAUUCGAAUCCAUGAAAGGACUCACAGUGGAGAGAGACCCUACGAGUGCAAGGAAUGUGGGAAAGCCUUCCGUCACUUACAUUCCUUUCGAAUCCAUGAAAGGACUCACAGUGGAGAGAAACCCUAUGAGUGUAAGGAUUGUGGAAAAGCCUUCAGUCAUUUACAUUCCUUCCGAGUACAUGAAAGGACUCACAGUGGAGAGAAGCCCUUUGAGUGUAAGGAAUGUGGGAAAGUCUUCUUUCAGUUAGGUUCCUUUCGAAUCCAUGAAAGGAUUCACACUGGAGAGAAACCCUACGAGUGUAAGAUUUGUGGCAACAGUUUCAGUCGUGCCUAUGACUGUCAGAGACAUCUAAGAACUCACACCGGAGAGAGACCCCAUAGGUGUCAGCAUUGUGGGAAAGCAUUUGCUUGUCUCUCUCACCUUCAAAGACACGUGAUUAUGCAUACCGGAGAUGGACCUUACAAAUGUGAGAUAUGUGGGAAAGCAUUUAGUUGGCCCAGUUCCUUCCGUGAGCAUGAAAGAACUCACACAGGAGAGAAACCCUACGAAUGUAAGCAGUGUGGGAAAGCCUAUCGUUCUUCCCGUUAUUGUCGAAAACAUGAAAGAAGUCACAGUGGAGAGAAACCCUAUAAAUGUCAACUAUGUGGGAAAGGCGUUGUUUCUCUCAGUUCCCUUCGAAAACACGAAGGACUUCACUCUGCAGGGAAACCUUACGAAUGUAAGCAAUGUGGGAGAGCCUUUCGUUAUGCCCAUCAGUUACAAAUACAUGGAAGAACACACAACAGGGAGAAACCUUACAUGUGUGAAGAAUGGGAAAUUAUUCAGUUUACCCCAUCUCUUUAGAAUACAUGGAAGAAGUCAUACUGGAGAAAAACCAUAUGUAUAAGGGCUGUGGGAAAGCCUUUCACUGUUCCAGUUCUCUUCAAAAUCACGAAAGAAUUCAUACUAUUGAGAAACUCGAGGAAGAACACAAGAAAGCUUUUAUUAUCAUACAACUUUGCCACACAGGAGAACACAUGAGAAGAAAACUUCCAUUGAUAUAAGCAUAUGAAAAAGUCUUUAUUUGUUUCAGUUCAAAACCAUGAUAGAAAACAUGGAGAGAAAUAUCUUCAGUAUGAGCAAUAUUGCAGAAGUCUCCACUUAGUCCACAGGUAAGAGUGUACACAGGGUCAAAAUUAUGUCAGUGUGAAAACAGAAGAAAUUUUCCAGUUGUAAAAUAUUUUGUUGAACUCAUGAAAACUCAUGCAGAAAUUCUUCAGAUGUUACUAACAUGAACAGUCUAUGCCAAGUAAUUUGUUUUAAAUACUCCAUAGAACAUAAAACAGAAAGGAAAUGUCAUGAAAGUUAUAAACGAGUUAUCUUUAGCUCAUACCUAAAGUGGAUCACUGGACAAUGGAGUUCUAAUGUGGAAAAGAAACAUUGAGUUAAGAGAAUUUUGUACAUACUAUGUAAGCAAUGGUGUAUGUGUUUAGUAGAUAGUGUUUUUUGGUCUUGUUGGUUAUUUUUUAUUGUCAGAGGGUACGUGCACUCCCAAGUUAGAAAGCGAGAGAAUACCAGCACCUCCCCCAUCCCACCCCACCCCACCCCCAUUGUACAUGGUCGUACCAUAAUCCUUUUUUACUUCGUUUCUCCAGCUUUUCAGAAUUUGGGUUUGCACAUACAUGCACCUCUGUUUUUCAGCAGGGGCCUUCAUUUGAAUCAUGGUCAGCCAUGUCAGAUCCAGCUCUCUAUGCAGUACACUUAACCUCUGUGCUAUAGAGCUAGCUGAGGAAAAAAAGUGUUUUCUUUGGUUUUGUUUGUUUUUUUUUUUUUUUUGAUUAAAUUUAUCUUUUUUCAUUUAGAAGUGUAUUUAGUUCAUGGGUAAUUCAAAUGUAUCUCUAGUAUGUAAGCCUUUUAUUUUUUUUUGUAAUUCAGUUUUUGAGUUCUCUUAUGAUUAACACUGCUAAAAAAUGUCUUUGUGAAUUGUAAUUUUUCUACUUGCCUCAUGUGGCAUUUUUUAAAAACUUUUAAUCACAAUAGAAAUAUGCAUGUAUAAAUUCAUGGGAGAUAUAUGAGCAGUCUCCACAGAUUCUGCUCAUGCUGUGAUUUCUCCUCCUCCCACUCUCCAGUCUGUCAGAUCCUAGCCGCUUGCACGCAUGCCAGGCAUGUGCCAGGCUGACUGGGCCAUACAUUCGAACUAAGCUUCCUAUAUGGGAUCCACUUUUCUUGAGUGGUGCAUUACCACAGUGUCAUGGAGCUCGAUCAUCACGUGGUGGUUUUUAAAUCUUCGUUACUAUUUCUUUUACUUGGAUAAUGGAGUUCGAAUUAAGAGGAGAGACCUGUAUUUGGACUAUACGAUCUAGAAAUAGAGAUUUCUAGAUUGUGUUAAGUUGGUGUUGGUGAUGUUGGGAAGCAGAUUUCCCAGAACUCAUUCCCUUCAUGGUCCCAUGUAGAAUAUAGCAAUAGAGUAACUCACAUUAGGUUUGGAAGGCAGACGCGAAGAAGUCAUUAGUCAGAUGAUGGAGGCACUAUGGAGGGAGACGUUACAGGUGCAUCCAGACUGCCCAGACACCUGCCUCCGGCCCAUUUUCUGGUAGUUUGACUUGGCAAUGAAGAAUGUCUGCUAAACCUCCAUCAGUUAUCUGACUUCCUUUUUCCAAGAGGUUUAGAUUGCCACAGAUGUCUUCACCUCAAGAUCAAUCUCCACUUUGGGUUUUAUUGCAAUGGCUCAUGUGUGUUGACCAGGCAAUCAGUGGUUCAAAAUCUUCUGUGAUGCUGUGACUGCU